This is a messenger RNA of Dioscorea cayenensis subsp. rotundata (Guinea yam), 618 nucleotides long. RefSeq names its product magnesium transporter MRS2-B-like. The record is from RefSeq and is a predicted model, not a curated record. NCBI's taxonomy places the organism in Eukaryota, Viridiplantae, Streptophyta, Magnoliopsida, Dioscoreales, Dioscoreaceae. The coding region runs from base 1 to 618 and encodes 205 amino acids. Gene Ontology annotation, biological process: magnesium ion transport. Gene Ontology annotation, molecular function: magnesium ion transmembrane transporter activity. The transcript has 4 exons.
AUGGGCCAAUCGAACGUUGACACUUAUGAAGUGGUGGACAAGCACAUCAAUCCGGUCAAGGAUGAGAUUGAGCAAUUAAUCAAUGAUGAUGGGGAUAUGGCUGAGAUGUAUCUUACUGAGAAGAAGAGGAGAAUGGAAUCAUCAUUUUAUUAUGAACAAUAUUUAAAUGGAUAUGGCUCAAUAGGUGGCGCAUUAUCAGUUUCUGAUUCAGUUUCUCCUAUUUCAAUACGACUUGAAUCAAGAAGGCUUGAGAAAAUCUUUAACCUUUCCAAAAGAUGGCAUGAAAGUAUGAAAAGUUCAGACAUCAACACUAAAAACAUAGAAGAAUUGAAGAUGUUGGUGGAAGCUUAUUUUGUGGUUAUUGAUAGUAGUCUUAACAAAUUGACCUCACUUAAAGAGUAUAUUGAUGAUAUAGAAGAUUUCAUUAAUAUUCACCAGCUAUGUCUUAUUAUUCCAAUUGAUAUUUUGAUAUUUUGUUGGCAAGCUGGCAGCGUACUGGGCAUACAUGGAAUGGGGGAUCACAGCAUGGCCGGGAUGAAGCUGAGGCAUGGUGCGAAGAUGGACGCGCAGCAUGGAUGCCGGGAUGGCACUUUCCAGUCUGGAAUGGUGGUCCUCUGA